UGGAGAUCAGUCAUCUAUUUGCCUGCUUGAGAAUGAGAUCGUUUUCGCUUGUGAUGCUGCUGGUGCUUGAAACGAGUUUGGCCCAGCUGGUCUGGAGGGACUAUGGCUAUAGAGUAGUUUUUGGACCGCAUGGAGAAAUUGGACUACUCAAAAAUUAUGGAACAAAUAACUAUCAUCAAGGAGGAGCGCCCUUUGGUUAUAGAGAAAGUGGUUUAAUCAGCGGAACCAUGAAUGGUGGUCCAUUUGAAAAUAGCAACAUUCAAGGAGGAUUGAUUUCUGGCGGAAAAAGUGGAGGUCCCUUUGGAAUUAGUCACGGAUUAGGUGGACUGAUUAGUGGCAGUAACACUGGAGGACCAUUUGCCAGUAGUCAUCAUGAAGGAGGUUUAAUUUCUGGAGGUGGAGGUCCCUUUGGCAGUAGUCUAGUAUCAGGUGGACUGAUCAGUGGCAAUAAGAAUGGAGGACCAUUUCCUAGUGACCAUUAUCAAGAAGGUUUAGCUACUGGCGGCAGCAGCGGUCCCUUUGGAAGUAGUCAAGGAUCAGGUGGACAGGUCAGUGGCAGUAAGAAUGAAGGAUCAUUUGCUAGUGACCAAGCAGCUACUGGUGGUAGCAGCGGAGGUCCCUUUGGCAAAACUCCGGGUGAAGGAAUACUCCAUCAAGAAGGAAUAAUUUCUGAAGAAAGCAGCGAAGGUCCCAUUGGAAUCAGUCCUACUACCCCAGCCGAAAGUGAUCUAAUCAGUGAAAGCAAGAGUGAAAGACCUUUAAAGACCAAUGUCCAGGAAUCAGAAGAGGAAGAAGGACCUUUAGAAAACGCAAACUAAAUCAUGUAACUUAAUAAAAAUAAUUUAAUAUUUUUCACAA
Messenger RNA from Drosophila eugracilis, 858 nucleotides. Its product is annotated as keratin, type I cytoskeletal 10. Lineage: Eukaryota; Metazoa; Arthropoda; Insecta; Diptera; Drosophilidae. The record is from RefSeq and is a predicted model, not a curated record. The coding region runs from base 33 to 818 and encodes 261 amino acids. The transcript has a single exon.